Messenger RNA from Vanrija pseudolonga, 1103 nucleotides. It is a transcript of the gene VPS21, whose product is annotated as Vacuolar protein sorting-associated protein 21. Bases 218 to 976 code for a protein of 252 amino acids. Gene Ontology annotation, molecular function: GTP binding; GTPase activity. The record is from RefSeq and is a predicted model, not a curated record. Gene Ontology annotation, cellular component: Golgi apparatus; endosome. NCBI's taxonomy places the organism in Eukaryota, Fungi, Basidiomycota, Tremellomycetes, Trichosporonales, Trichosporonaceae. The transcript is spliced from 5 exons.
CGCAGAGUCGAGUUGGCAUUGCACUCGAGUCCUCGUCCUCCUAGCCAUCUUUUAUUCUUCUCUUAACCUCGCCGCGCUCGCUGUACGCCGCCGCCGUCGCCCCGCGAGCAUAGACUGAAUCGACUGCCUUCCCCCCUUCCCGCGACCCACCACCCCCCGCCCCACGUUCGCCGCUCCGCUCCGCCCCGCCCGCUCCCACCCCGCCCCUCAUCACACCAUGGCCUCCGAGGACCCGUCCGUCAAGGCCGUGCAGGUCAAGCUUGUCCUUCUUGGCGAGGCCGCCGUCGGCAAGUCGUCGCUCGUCCUCCGGUUCGUCCAGAACGACUUUAACGAGAACACGUCGCCUACUAUCGGCGCGGCGUUCUUGACGCAGAAAUGCCGCCUCGAGAACCGGGUGGUCAAGUUUGAGAUCUGGGACACGGCCGGACAAGAACGCUUCCACUCGCUCGCACCCAUGUACUACCGCAACGCGGCCGCCGCGGUCGUCGUGUACGACAUCACAAAGGCGGCGUCGCUCGAGAAGGCCAAGGCGUGGGUCAAGGAGCUGCAGCGCCAGGCCAACCCCAACAUUGUGAUUGCGCUCGUCGGCAACAAGCUCGACUUGGUCGAGGGCGCCGAGGAGGAGGCUGCGGCGCCCGCUGCCGCCGCCGCAGAGCCCGCAGAGGGCGACGACGAGGCCGAGGAGGACGCGCCGCCCGCCACGCCGGCCGGGCCUAGGCAGGUGCCUACUGCCGAGGCGGAGAAGUAUGCCCAGGAGUGUGGCCUCCUCUUCUUCGAGGCGUCGGCCAAGACGGGUACGAAUGUGCAGGACAUCUUCACCGAGAUUGCCAAGACAAUCCCCCUCGACUCGAUUGCACCAAAGCCCGCGGCUGGCGGCGCACAGGGCCGCAGGUCAGCAGCCAACGCCGCCGCCGGCGACGCGGCGCGCGUCGAGCUCGGCGGCGAGGCGACCGCCAAGAAGGGAGGCUGCUGCUAGGCGCCGCUAGACAAGUGGACCGUGUUCCCGGCGCUGCGCCGUAUUUUCCCAUUUCUGGGCACUUGCCCUCCCAUCUGUACUGUGUGUUCGUCCGUUUGAUAGUUGCCCCGAUGAAUGUUUCACGAAA